UGCCUUUCAUCGAUUCUGUUAAACAUAUUAUUCAAUCUAAAUAGUCUUCUAACUAGGAUUUUUCCCAGCAAGCGUGACUGCUCAGGUAAUAUUAAUGUGGAACCAGAAACUAUUAGUAAUCUCCUGGUAUUACUGCACCAAUAUUAUAUUUCUUUGCUGGGGAGGAUGGAUAAUUGUGUACCCUGUUUUAAUAAAGCUCUUAUUUACGAAUUACUUUUGGAUACCGUUACUGCUUUUUGCGUGGAUGCUGAUCGACGAUUCUCAGAAUCAAGGCGGACGAUCAUGGCGACCGCUACGCAAUUGCAGUUUUACUAACUAUUGGUAUCAGUACUUCUCCACCGCUUUACAUGUAACCACGCCGCAGACCAUCACUCCGGAUAACAACUACAUUUUCGCAUGUCAUCCGCACGGGAUUCUGGCCACCGGUGUCAGUGGUGCGUUAAUCUCCGAAGGUCUGGGGAUCAGCCAACGAUUGCCAGGAAUGCGGUUGCAUAUUCUGGUCUCACGGCUCGUGUUCUGGUUUCCUCUGUUCCGUGAAAUGUUUCUAUGGGGCGGCUGCUCCAGUGCGUCAAAGCGGAACAUUAAGCGUAUCGCGGAGAAAAGCACCGGCAAUGUACUGGUCUUAAUUCCCGGAGGAGCGGCGGAAAUGUUCGAAGCUUGGCCUGGACGAAAUACCCUUGUUUUGGAAAAUCGGAAAGGAUUUAUCCGCAUGGCAUUAGAAACUGGAUGUCAUUUGGUUCCCGUUUACUCUUUCGGCGAGACCGACAUCUUCCACCAGGUUUUUGAUAAUCCAACUGGCUCGCGAUUACGAAAUGUGCAAUCAUGGUUUGCAUCAUUAACUGGUUUUCCUCUGGUGAUCUUUUAUGGUUGCUCCAAAAUUUUCUUUUGGCAGCCUCUCAAAAGGCCGAUCAACGUAGUAGUUGGAAAAUCCAUUGAGGUCCAAAAAAUUGCUCAACCUUCGCAAGAAGAAAUUGAUGAUCUCCAUGGAAGAUACAAAGAAGCUUUAUGGAAUCUAUUUGAGGAACAUAAAGCUUUUUAUGGUUUCAGUAAUAGCCACUUAGAAUUCAUCUAAUCUUCUUCGGCGCGGACCAACUGAUAUACUUAAGUGCAGCUUUUUUAACGUAUUGAUUUUGCUAUGGAUGUUAAGUAUUUCAUCCAUGCGCAUGUAGCGCCAUUUUUCUUCGAGGUGUGAAUUGCUGGAUACUUCGCAUAGCUGCAUACAACCAAUAGCGUACAACUUUUAAAUUUUUUACUUUAAUAUCACACGGUAACUUUUAAAUUUUUGACUCAAGGUACUUACAGUAUUAUCAAACGGUUGUUUUCCGCGUUUUUUUUUGUGGUGAUGUCCGUGCACGUAUAAUGUGUUUAUAAUAUUCUUGCAUGUUUGCAAGGCUCCUUCGAUGUUGUUGGUUGCCGCAGUACUGAGUCGAUCUUGUGGUACCUUUGUGGUUGCAUUUAUGUACUACAGAGUACAUCGUACGUUAACGUAACCAUUUACUUAAACAAAGCUGGAAGAUGGUGACCGCACCCAGGUUCCAGUCAU
Molecule: messenger RNA, 1543 nt
Organism: Paramacrobiotus metropolitanus
Lineage: Eukaryota; Metazoa; Tardigrada; Eutardigrada; Parachela; Macrobiotidae
Product: 2-acylglycerol O-acyltransferase 2-like
Exons: 3
Coding region: 95-1072 (325 amino acids)
Biological process (GO): triglyceride biosynthetic process
Cellular component (GO): endoplasmic reticulum membrane
Molecular function (GO): diacylglycerol O-acyltransferase activity
Source: RefSeq, a predicted model, not a curated record